This is a messenger RNA of Alexandromys fortis (reed vole), 3780 nucleotides long. It is a transcript of the gene Pum2, whose product is annotated as pumilio RNA binding family member 2. The transcript is spliced from 22 exons. The coding region runs from base 455 to 3484 and encodes 1009 amino acids. Gene Ontology annotation, biological process: regulation of mRNA stability; miRNA processing. NCBI's taxonomy places the organism in Eukaryota, Metazoa, Chordata, Mammalia, Rodentia, Cricetidae. Gene Ontology annotation, cellular component: cytoplasm; cytosol. Gene Ontology annotation, molecular function: mRNA 3'-UTR binding. The record is from RefSeq and is a predicted model, not a curated record.
GGGGGGGAGGGAGGUAGGAGGAGAAAGAAGACGUCGCCGCCACCGGAGGCGGAGGGGGAGGACGACCGGCCGAGAGCGUCGCCGCCGGUGCCCAACGGUCGGUGUCCCCCGGCUGAGGCAGCGCGGCCGCAGCAGCCCUGUUUGAUCUGUGGAUGAAAUGAAUCAUGAUUUUCAAGCUCUUGCAUUAGAAUCUCGGGGAAUGGGAGAGAUGCAGAAAGAGAGUCCAGUCACUCCUUUGGGCCACAAGAGGGCACCCUGCAGCUAGCUAACCCUCCCUUUCUUCAGAACAGCGUUUUCCAAAGAGUUUGUCUGUCAUUUUCAGAGGACUGAUUUAAGGCUUUUGCCUACCAAAAAGUUUUGGGAACCUGAUGAUUCAACAAAAGAUGGACAAAAAGGCAUAUUUCUUGCGGAUGAUGAAUGGAGAGAGACUGCGUGGGGAACUUCUCAUCAUUCAAUGUCCCAGCCUAUUAUGGUACAGAGAAGAUCUGGACAGAGUUUUCAUGGAAACAGUGAAGUAAAUGCAAUUCUUUCUCCGCGCUCAGAAAGUGGAGGCCUUGGUGUGAGCAUGGUAGAAUAUGUCUUAAGUUCCUCUCCUGCUGAUAAAUUGGAUUCUCGAUUUAGGAAGGGAACUUUUGGUACUAGAGAUGCUGAAACAGAUGGACCUGAGAAAGGAGAUCAAAAAGGAAAGGCUUCUCCAUUUGAGGAGGACCAAAACAGAGAUCUUAAGCAAGAUGAUGAGGACUCUAAAAUAAAUGGCAGAGGUUUGCCAAAUGGAAUGGAUGCCGAUUGCAAAGAUUUUAAUCGUACUCCUGGAAGUCGUCAAGCCUCUCCAACUGAAGUAGUUGAGCGCCUUGGCCCCAGUACUAAUCCCCCAGAAGGAUUGGGUCCUCUUCCUAAUCCUACAGCUAACAAACCACUUGUUGAAGAAUUUUCAAAUCCUGAAACUCAGAAUCUGGAUGCCAUGGACCAAGUUGGUCUGGAUUCCUUACAGUUUGACUAUCCUGGUAAUCAGGUACCCAUGGACUCUUCGGGAGCUACUGUAGGCCUUUUUGACUACAAUUCCCAGCAGCAGCUCUUUCAGAGGACUAAUGCACUAACAGUUCAGCAGUUAACUGCAGCUCAACAACAGCAAUAUGCAUUAGCAGCAGCUCAGCAACCACAUAUAGCUGGUGUAUUCUCAGCAGGCCUUGCUCCAGCUGCAUUUGUGCCAAAUCCAUAUAUUAUUAGUGCUGCUCCUCCAGGGACCGACCCGUAUACUGCAGCAGGAUUGGCUGCAGCAGCAACAUUAGCAGGUCCAGCAGUGGUUCCACCUCAGUAUUACGGUGUUCCGUGGGGGGUGUAUCCAGCUAAUUUAUUUCAGCAGCAAGCUGCAGCUGCGGCAAACAACACAGCCAAUCAGCAAGCAGCAUCACAAGCUCAGCCUGGACAGCAGCAGGUUCUUCGUGCUGGAGCAGGUCAACGUCCUAUUACUCCCAGUCAGGGCCAACAAGGGCAGCAAGCAGAAUCACUUGCAGCAGCUGCAAACCCAACUUUGGCUUUUGGUCAGGGUCUUGCUGCAGGCAUGCCAGGCUACCAAGUACUAGCUCCAACUGCCUAUUAUGAUCAGACUGGUGCCUUAGUGGUUGGCCCUGGAGCAAGAACUGGCCUUGGAGCUCCAGUACGGUUAAUGGCUCCAACACCUGUCUUAAUUAGUUCAGCAGCAGCACAAGCUGCAGCAGCAGCAGCAGCAGCUGGAGGAACUACAAAUAGUCUCACGGGCAGCACAAAUGGUCUGUUUCGGCCAAUUGGCACUCAGCCACCACAGCAGCCUCAGCAGCAGCAGCCAAGCUCUAACCUGCAGUCUAAUUCAUUUUAUGGGAGCAGCUCUUUGACUAACAGCUCCCAGAGCAGCUCUUUGUUUUCUCAUGGACCUGGCCAACCUGGAAGCGCAUCUCUUGGCUUUGGAAGUGGUAGCUCUUUGGGAGCUGCUAUAGGCUCAGCCCUCAGUGGAUUUGGCUCAUCAGUUGGCAGUUCUGCAAGUAGUAGUGCCACAAGGAGAGAGUCUCUAUCUACUAGCUCUGACUUGUACAAAAGAUCUAGUAGCAGCCUAGCACCCAUAGGGCAACCAUUUUACAAUAGUCUGGGAUUUUCCUCCUCUCCAAGUCCAAUAGGCAUGCCUCUGCCAAGCCAAACUCCAGGACAUUCACUUACGCCACCGCCAUCACUUUCAUCACAUGGAUCCUCAUCCAGUUUGCAUUUAGGAGGACUGACAAAUGGUAGUGGUCGGUAUAUCUCUGCAGCACCUGGAGCAGAAGCAAAAUACCGAAGUGCUUCAAGCACUUCCAGUCUAUUUAGCUCCAGCAGCCAGCUCUUUCCUCCUUCUCGGCUCCGCUAUAAUAGAUCUGAUAUCAUGCCCUCCGGCCGCAGUAGGUUAUUGGAAGAUUUCAGGAACAACCGCUUCCCCAACCUUCAGCUCAGAGACCUGAUUGGACAUAUAGUCGAGUUUUCUCAAGACCAGCAUGGCUCCAGAUUCAUACAGCAAAAGCUAGAGAGAGCUACUCCAGCUGAGCGACAGAUGGUAUUUAAUGAGAUUCUACAGGCAGCCUAUCAGUUAAUGACAGAUGUUUUUGGAAACUAUGUUAUACAGAAGUUUUUUGAGUUCGGAAGUUUGGAUCAGAAAUUAGCCCUGGCUACUCGUAUUCGUGGUCAUGUUCUACCAUUAGCCUUGCAGAUGUAUGGCUGCCGUGUUAUACAGAAAGCAUUAGAGUCUAUUUCUUCUGAUCAGCAGGUAAUUAGUGAAAUGGUAAAGGAGCUAGAUGGUCAUGUGCUCAAAUGUGUGAAAGAUCAGAACGGAAACCAUGUUGUACAAAAAUGUAUUGAAUGUGUUCAGCCGCAGUCACUGCAGUUCAUCAUUGAUGCAUUCAAAGGACAAGUGUUUGUGCUUUCAACCCAUCCUUAUGGCUGCAGAGUCAUUCAGCGUAUCCUAGAGCACUGCACUGCAGAGCAGACCUUACCCAUCUUAGAAGAGCUUCACCAACACACAGAACAGUUGGUACAGGAUCAGUAUGGCAAUUACGUUAUUCAGCAUGUACUGGAACAUGGUCGACCUGAAGACAAGAGCAAAAUUGUUUCUGAAAUCAGAGGAAAGGUGUUAUCCCUGAGUCAACACAAAUUUGCCAGCAAUGUAGUAGAAAAGUGUGUUACUCAUGCCUCCCGUGCUGAGAGAGCUUUACUGAUUGACGAGGUUUGCUGUCAGAAUGAUGGUCCUCACAGUGCCUUAUACACCAUGAUGAAGGAUCAAUAUGCCAAUUACGUGGUUCAGAAGAUGAUUGAUAUGGCUGAGCCUGCUCAGAGGAAGAUAAUCAUGCACAAGAUUCGACCUCAUAUUACUACUCUUCGCAAAUACACAUAUGGGAAGCAUAUACUGGCCAAGUUGGAAAAAUACUAUUUGAAAAACAGCCCAGAUCUAGGGCCUAUCGGAGGACCGCCAAAUGGAAUGCUUUAAGAGAAAGGAGAUGAUUCAACCAUGUUUAAAGAAUGGGUUUUCUUUGUGAAUUAUCAAAACACAAUUCAACUAUGAAUCUUUGAUUUUUUUUAAGCAAAACUAUUUAUUGACUUUCUUCAUCCAUUUGUAGAUUUUUAAGGUUCUUGUGUGUAUUUAGGGGGUGGGGUGAUAAAUUAUGAAUUAUAUUCAAGCCUGAGUGGAGACCUAUCAGAUUGGAUUUCUGGUGAAGCACAGAAUGCCUGUAUAUGAUGUAACUGUAUCCUCCUCCCCACCCCCACCCCCCCAAAAAAAAAGAA